Molecule: messenger RNA, 528 nt
Organism: Colius striatus (speckled mousebird)
Lineage: Eukaryota; Metazoa; Chordata; Aves; Coliiformes; Coliidae
Gene: SNRPE
Product: small nuclear ribonucleoprotein polypeptide E
Exons: 5
Coding region: 53-331 (92 amino acids)
Biological process (GO): spliceosomal snRNP assembly; mRNA splicing, via spliceosome
Cellular component (GO): U2 snRNP; precatalytic spliceosome; U4/U6 x U5 tri-snRNP complex
Molecular function (GO): RNA binding
Source: RefSeq, a predicted model, not a curated record
GCCGCUUAAGCGGCUUCCGGCGGCGGGGGAGGAGGCGGGAGCGCGUGCAGCCAUGGCGUACCGCGGGCAGGGCCAGAAGGUGCAGAAGGUGAUGGUGCAGCCCAUCAACCUCAUCUUCCGUUACCUGCAGAACAGAUCCAGGAUUCAGGUGUGGCUUUAUGAGCAGGUGAACAUGCGGAUAGAAGGCUGCAUCAUUGGCUUUGAUGAAUACAUGAACUUGGUGCUGGAUGAUGCAGAGGAGAUUCACUCCAAAACUAAAUCAAGGAAGCAGCUGGGUCGGAUCAUGUUAAAAGGGGACAAUAUCACCCUUCUGCAAAGUGUUUCUAACUAGGGCUUGUUGUUGUAAAGAGCAGUGGCAACUUGGGAGUGAAUGGAGUGCAGGUGGGAGCAGGACCAGCUAGUGGAUGGGGCAGUUGUGUCUGAGCUGGGCACUGUGUGGGGGUUUUGUGCAAGUAGGGGUUCCUUUUGUAGUCUGAAACAAUGCACCACGUAUUCCACAAAUAAACCUUUUUCACAUCAACUCUAAAA